AAAUUUCUAAAAUUUUUUUUGUUCAGCCUCAUGAACUGAAUUGACUCGCAGUCGUCGCGACUGAAAAUCCGAUCAAUUCCUGAUAGAAAUCCAGCGAUUCGGAUUAUAAUUAUCAUCCGCUUUGUCGUUUUUUCUGUUUUUGAUCUUUUGUUCAGAAAUGGCGAAUUUAUUCUGCGAUUUCCGCUUCCUACUUCUGAUUGCAGCUGUGGUGUUCAUCUACAUCCAGAUGCGGCUAUUCGCGACACAAUCUCAAUACGCAGAUCGGCUAGCUGAGGCAGUUGAAUCAGAGAAUCAUUGUACCGGUCAAAUGCGAUUACUAAUUGAUCAGAUAAGCAUGCAACAAGGACAAAUAGUGGCUUUUGAAGAUGAAAGGAAACGCCACUUUGAAGAACGCCUCCAGAUGAAGACUCUCCUUCAAGAUCUUGAAAGGAAAGGUCUGCAGCAACUCACAGACAAAACACAGGUGCCUGUGGCAGCUGUUGUAAUUAUGGCAUGCAAUCGUGCAGAUUAUCUGGACAAGACUAUUAAGUCUGUUCUAAAAUAUCAAACACCUGUUGCUUCAAAAUAUCCUGUUUUUGUUUCCCAGGAUGGUUCAAACCCAGAUGUAAAAAAAAAGGCUCUUAGCUUUGAUCGGCUGGCCUAUAUGCAGCAUUUAGAUUAUGGAGAAGUGGAAACUGAAAGGCCAGGGGAGUUGAUUGCAUAUUACAAAAUUGCACGUCAUUACAAAUGGGCGUUGGAUCAAUUAUUCUAUAUCCAUAAGUUCAGCCGAGUUAUUAUACUUGAAGAUGAUAUGGAAAUUGCUCCGGAUUUUUUCAGUUACUUUGAGGCUGCUGCAAUGCUACUUGAUAAGGAUAAGACCAUAAUGGCCGUCUCUUCAUGGAAUGACAAUGGACAAAAGCAGUUUGUGCAUGAUCCUUAUUUACUGUAUCGCUCAGAUUUCUUUCCAGGACUUGGUUGGAUGUUAACCAAGUCUAUUUGGGAUGAACUAUCACCGAAGUGGCCCAAGGCUUAUUGGGAUGACUGGUUGAGGUUGAAGGAGAAUCACAAAGGUCGCCAAUUUAUUCGUCCAGAAGUGUGCAGAACAUAUAAUUUUGGUGAGCAUGGUUCCAGUAUGGGUCAAUUUUUCAAGCAAUACCUUGAGCCAAUCAAGUUGAACGACGUUCAAAUCGACUGGAUGUCUAUGGAUUUGGGCUACCUGAUGGAGGACAAAUACGUGAAGCACUUUGCAGAUGCUGUUAAAAAAGCAAAACCGGUUUAUGGAAAUGAUGCAGUUAUGAAGGCUUUUAAUGUUGCGGGUGAUGUUCGAAUUGAGUACCGAGACCAAUCAGACUUUGAACACAUUGCUCGUCAGUUUGGUAUUUUUGAAGAGUGGAAGGAUGGUAUUCCAAGGACCGCGUAUAAAGGAGUGGUGGUUUUUAGGCACCAAACACGAAGGCGUAUAUUCCUGGUUGGCCCAGAUUCUCUCAAGCGUUUGGGAAUAUAAAGCACGCAUGGAUAUAUGAGACACAGAGCACGGUCGACCUACUAAUUAUUCGAUCUCGUGAACUUCUCUAACAGCCCAUUCUCAACUUACUGCAUAGGCAAAUUCUUCGCGUUCCACUGGUUGGCUUUUUUCUCGGGGACGAUGGCAAACGUGCUGCUGGUUUCAGGCAAGAAAAAAAUGUCCUUUUGGCUAAAUUUGUUAGUAUUUUAAUUUGAUUAGGUGAAGUUGCUGUUGAAAAUUAGCAUGUUAAGGUAUAGUCAGCUUCAUAUCUAGAUGUCAAUUCAAACGUUUCUUUCAAGGUGUGGUGGGGUUUUGGCAAGUUCUCACUACUGCAAAAUAAGAGAGAUAGAACAGAACACAGAUGCAUUCUUAUUCUGUAGGUUCCAACUUAAAUCUGAGCCUUCUUUGUUGGCACGCUGGUGUUGCUUGAAUCUGAAAGGGAUUGUAACUUGAAGAUCAUACAAUUCUUUUUUGCUUUGCUUUGUCCAACAUUCAUACUCUUACAACAGGUUUUUCUUGGUUUAUAACUCAAAUGUUGGUUUGGGCA
Molecule: messenger RNA, 2030 nt
Organism: Cucurbita maxima (winter squash)
Lineage: Eukaryota; Viridiplantae; Streptophyta; Magnoliopsida; Cucurbitales; Cucurbitaceae
Product: alpha-1,3-mannosyl-glycoprotein 2-beta-N-acetylglucosaminyltransferase
Exons: 19
Coding region: 158-1483 (441 amino acids)
Cellular component (GO): Golgi apparatus
Molecular function (GO): alpha-1,3-mannosylglycoprotein 2-beta-N-acetylglucosaminyltransferase activity
Source: RefSeq, a predicted model, not a curated record